AUGGUAAAAAUUGGCACACGGCACAAGUCGGAGCGCCAGAACCAGCAAACGACAGCGACACGAGAAACAGCAUCGACAAACAACCGAAGCAUCAGCAACAACAACAGAGCAUCAUCGGACAGUGAGGUAGCACAGGGCGCCGGGGGCGCCUGGGCGAGGGAAAAAUGUCACUUUCACGAGGGCGUGGACGUGGACCAGUUGGCGCGCUACCGGCGCAGGCGGAUCGAGGUGCCCCGGGCCAAGCAUGGACUGGACAUUGGGAUUACACCACAGUUGGAGGAGGAGGAAGAGCAGAAACGGAAAGAGGACGAGAAGGAAAAGGAAAUAAAGGAGGACGAGGACGAGAAAGUGAGGAGACGGGUUACCGAGUAUAGGCUCGCCUUCAGGGCCACGAGCACCGAUGAUGUCUUCCGGGCUAGUCGGGAAACUACGCCGAGACCAAAGAGUCAACUCGACAACGUAGACAACUAUUCUUCAGUGGAUCCACGGGCUUCCUACAACGCACCGUUGACCAGCGAGACAACCGAGCCAGCAAAUGCCGAUCAAGAGGACAACGGGGCCUCGCACUUUGCAUCCCAAAAAUCUCAAACUAGACUCGAUUUCGACAAAAUCGCCGAAAUGGGCUCCGACGUUUACAAAAGACAAGCGCCCAUAAGACGUCCCACGACUCUGCGGUACGAGGGUGACUUCUACUCGGGCACGGAGUACUCGACGCUGUUCGUCACCUACCCGGGUAACCACCGUUCCGAGCUCCGGCGUAGAGGGACGUCACUGCGAAUGGAAGGGGAUUUCGAGGGGCGCACCGAAAAUAACGACUCGUUCAGAGAGUGGCCCGUGACCCGGCGUCCGCGGCCCGAUCGUGGGACGCGCUUGAGCUCGAGUUUGAGGCUCGAGGGCGAUGUCGAGGCCAGGACCGAGUGCAAGGCGCAGUACGUGCCGUUCGUGGGCGCGAGGAGACCGGAGCUGCUCAAACGCUCGUCCCAGCUGAGGAUCGAGGGUGACGAUAGAUCCUGGACGCCCGAGUACGCCGAUCUCUUCAGGGGAUUCGAUUUUUUUGAUCGUCCAAAACGGAAAAUGCCGGUACCGAACCUACGGCCGGACGGCGGGUUUUACGAUCAAACGGAGUCCAAGACAUUUUUCACUGACCCGCGAGUCAAGGAAAUCGAGCUGAUGAAGGAGAUGCCGAAGAAACGGGCCAACGACGAGGAAGACCAAGAGGAGGAGGAGGAGGAAAGGGCUCGACUGAAGAAGGAGAGCGAAAUGAGGAUGCUGGUGUCGAAACUCGAGGACCUCAAAGGACCGCAGCUCGAGAUACCGGAGUACAAGGCCGCGUACAAGGAAUUCCCGCGCGAGCGAGCAAAACUAGCCAAGCCGGGCAACGAGAUCGGCCUGUCGGACGGCAGCAAGGUGCCGAACCUGUCGCCCCGGCACUUUACGAGUAAAAUCGACCAGGACCCCGAGUACAAGUCCAUGUACGUCGAGCACCGGCCCCGGGAGCCACCACCCCGAGGGCUACCCUCCCGACGACCCUCGGCUUCGUCCUCCUCGGUGAACAACAGCCCGUUCGGCUUUCACUAUAACCGCAGAUCCCGUUUCGGCGAGCCAGCGCGGCAGCAACCCUUGACGGAGAUACGCUCGCAGUACGUCGAUUAUGGCCCGGUGCCCCGCACGGAGACCUUGCGCGCGCCGGCCAAUCUGAGACUCGAAGGUAACCUUGACAUGGAACCCGAGUAUCGGACGGCUUUUCGCGACCACCGCAGCAGCAAUCCCAUCCAAGUGGCACCAGCACCGUCUCGACGUCGUAGCGAUCGGAGUCUGAGCGCCAGUCGUCGUACCACCAAUGGAAGUACCAAAAUCAUCAACAAUAAUAACAAUAGCAAUGGUAACAACAACAACAAUUAUUGGAUCGACAACGACAACGGGGAUCGCUUUGGUUCCGUUAACGCUGGUGAUCAGCAGGACGCGUUCCAAGUCUUGCACACUAGACUGCACGAGGAGAGCGUCGUUGGCAAGCCACCUCCGUCCAACAGAAGGAACUCCCGAUCGUCGCUGGCACGAGGCUCCCUAGACUCCGAGCGGCCUCGCGUACGCAAUCGUUCGCCCAGCCCCAUGUAUUCUCGAUUGCAACAACCGCCGUCGAUCCGAACCGACGAAGACGAAGAGCCGAUGCUUGCCCGGAAUUUCCCUCGGCGCCGCAGUCGUAGGCUCUCGCCGAGCCUCCUCGUGCACCCGUCCAACAACCGCAGUCCUUCGCCCAUCGUCCAAAAGUCAACCGAACGAGCCUACUCGCCGAGUUUUGCUAAAGAGCCAUCGGUGUCUUCUCGAGCCCAGCAGGCCUUCGUCGUCCUGGAGGAUCUAGACGACGGGCCGGUGCGGCAUCGAACGAUCGAUCGAAGCUACGACGCCCCUAGGCCGAGCAACGGGACUGCCAACAACAUCAACAUUAAUAAUAAUACUAACGUUGGCGCGCCCUUAUCCGGUAUGACGCGAAACAGAUCUCCGUCCAAUUGGAUGCCGCCGUGGUACGACAGCAGCACCAGUACCAUUUGA
Molecule: messenger RNA, 2550 nt
Organism: Copidosoma floridanum
Lineage: Eukaryota; Metazoa; Arthropoda; Insecta; Hymenoptera; Encyrtidae
Source: RefSeq, a predicted model, not a curated record